Gregarina niphandrodes is the source of this 453-nucleotide messenger RNA. RefSeq names its product putative transmembrane protein. The transcript has a single exon. Bases 1 to 453 code for a protein of 150 amino acids. NCBI's taxonomy places the organism in Eukaryota, Apicomplexa, Conoidasida, Eugregarinorida, Gregarinidae. The record is from RefSeq and is a predicted model, not a curated record.
AUGUCCACCACUCAGCCGGGUACUGGCACUGAAGGUACCGACACUACUCACGAGAAUACUACCAAGGGCCACGACCACACCGGGUCCGAAACGACAGGCCCCGAUGUGCCUACCACUCAGCCAGGAACGGACACCACCCACCAGGAAGAGGAUACCUCGACGGAAUCGAGUAGUGAAGCGUCGACAACGACGCCCAUCAUACCGAACACAACCGCCACCGAGGCGAAGAGCGACGAUGAUAACAAAGGUAAAGUGAUAGGUGGUGUGGUUGGUGGCAUUGCAGGUGCUGGAGUUGUAGGAGGUGCUGCGUACGCACUGUUAAGGAAGUCCGGGUCGGGAGUGCCAGUGGAGGACGCGAUGGAGCCGGACUAUUCAUUUAUUUCCCAGGGUGAGUGGGUGGAAGCCGACGCGUCUCCUUUCGACCCUUCGCCCCUGAACGUGCGUGAUGUAUAG